AUGAAUUCAUCGAAAUACUACAGCAAGAAGCCUAUUGUCCUUAUUGUAAAGGCGAAACAGCCUGCGGAUGCGAUAGAGAUCGCUUUGGAGCGACAAUUCUCAUUGAAAAAGGAUGGAGAUACCCUGAGUUUGUCUAUCGGCCAGGAAUCGGUUACGGUACCCACCCAAUGCCACGAUUCAUUACGCCUACUCAUUCAUCAUCACGAUAUUUAUCGGCAGACUUCCACUGCGCUCUUGGCGCUGCCGCACCCAUCACCACUUGUACCGAUCUACUUUGCCAUUACAUUUUACUACUGCGAAGUGCUGCUGGCAUUCCAGAAAGAGGUGAUAGAUGACGCACCUGGUUCAGACAAGACAUGGCGCUCGGCACAUCUCGAUUAUCAUUUUGCGAUGGCGUUAGAUGACCACGCAUUCAACCAGGAGAAACAAAAAGCAACGCUAUCGAAGAUCAAACGCACUUGGGCUGAUUUCAAGAGGAAGAAGGGAUAUGAGCCAGUCGAUCAGCUCAAUAUCAUCGAGUACCACAAGCGGAUGUGCAAAGGCAAGGACAUGUGCGGUGAUCCCUCUGCAAAUCAUCGUAUAUCGGUGUCAGAUAUGAUUGCAUCCAUAGUAGCAUCCGACAUCGGCAGCACGCCAAUGGUUGUUGAUGCAGAGAAGGUCGAAAAGAAUUUUCGGAUCAAUUCUGACCAAGAGGAGGACGACAUCGACGAGGCUGCGAAUAUCUCGGAGAUUCAGGCGGAUGGACGGAAAGAGCGUCGACAGACGAAGGUCGGCCGUCGGGAAAAGGGUGCUCAUGGACGCGUGGAGGCAACAACUGACAGUGUUGAGGGCCGCACGAACCGAUCUUCCAGGAAGAUAAUCACUAGGGGCAAAGGGAAGGCGAUUGUUGAGUCUGGGGGACAGGAUGAUACCCAUAAAUAUGCCACACGCUCGACACCCGACAUGGUACGAGCUGCGCACACAAAGGGAAAAGAGAAGGAGAGUAUCGAGUCUGGUCACGAGUAUGACAGAGGCGACACUAUGUCUGACAUGGAUGGUAUUGAUGAGGGCGCACAGGCCACACCAGGAAUACCAAGAUUGAUGGGUGUGCGAGCACCAUCAGCAGCGGAGUCGGGCACUUUGAGAGGAGUCGAUGAGGAGGGUGCUGGUGACUACGAGGAUGCAGACCUCCCGUCCACCUUUGAGGACUGGGAGAACUGGAACCGGAUCGCAUUCCAGAACGGCAACUCACACAUAUUUCUGAAGCUUGGUACUUGGAUACUACUUCGAUUCCGACAGCUGGCGAAUACGCCCAUUGACGGGGAUCUCGACGGGCUUCUGAUUCCCGACCAUCCUGCGCAAUUCGACAUAGAGGAUAACGCCGAUUUCCAGGAGGCACUAGGAAUGACCCGUCUGUAUUCUGCUCUCGCGCACAUCGACACAAAUCCAGAAUAUCUAGUCCACAUCUUCCAUGAGAUCGGAAAGGCGUCCUCUGAGGAGCGACUUGGAAGCAGUCACCCUGGAAUUAGACCCCUGCCAGAACUGCCGGCACCCAUCAAGAGCAUGAUCUUGAACGACCAGCCACCUUGGUUGAAGACUUUUCCCCUCGAUCACGAGGUACACGACGAUGAACAGGAUGACCAGCAUGCCGAAGAUCAUGUCGACGAUUAUGGUGGAGGUGUAUCAGGGGCCCUCAAUGAGAUGGUAAUCUCUGGUGCGCAAGAGCCAGGGGACAUUUCAGAAUGGCAGGAUACACAAGCACGCAAGAGGCCGCUGUCAAGCACGCUGUAUCUACAAAAGAGGGAAGGCAGACAUGCAUUUGCAAAGCGCACGAAGAGCAGUACAGCAAAGUCAUUCAUCCAUCCUUCAUCACCGGUCGUGCCACCCAUUGCACCACAUGCAACGGCCACUUCAAAGGUCAUCAUUGUUCCAACGACUGAGCCAUCUCGAAUGGAGACUGUCAUCGUUGCACCGCCCUCGAUAGCAUUCGGAUCUCACAUCAUUCACGACUAUGAUAUGAACGCUGUCAGUGACUCGAUGCAUAAACGCAGCCAGGAUAAUACGAGCGAGCCGAGUGAAAUUGGGUUGGCGAGUGAGAGUGAGAAGGACUCUGACAUGCAAAUAUCGUCGGCCUCGGAGGUACAUGAGGCAGUGGAGCAAAUCGAUGAUUAUGAGGAAGCCAGCUCUGCCUCUGACAUCAUCUCCAUGGAAGAUGACGGUGCUGGGGAGUCAGACUCGCCCCAGAAGCCUACUAACAACGUUAGGAAGACCAGGGAAGGUACUGCGAGACCGGAAUUAUAA
This is a messenger RNA of Suillus paluster, 2280 nucleotides long. RefSeq lists its product as uncharacterized. NCBI's taxonomy places the organism in Eukaryota, Fungi, Basidiomycota, Agaricomycetes, Boletales, Suillaceae. The coding region runs from base 1 to 2280 and encodes 759 amino acids. The transcript has 10 exons. The record is from RefSeq and is a predicted model, not a curated record.